AUGAUUUGGCAGCCUGUUAAUCUAACUGCGGUCUGCCCGACGAACUCGUCGAUCACGGCUUGUUCUUCAUUUGGGUUUAUUUAUUUGAACCUAAUAGUUCAGCUAUUUGGAGAUUCUUUUGAAAACAAAAUAAAGAGACACUAUCCGUCUAUUGAACCGGUUCGAGAUAACGAGGAGUACGACUUCAUAGUAGUUGGAGCUGGUUCUGCGGGUUGUGUGGUUGCUAAUAGACUGUCCGAAAACCCUAACUGGAAGGUACUUCUUUUGGAAGCAGGUCCAGAACAACCAGACGUGACUCUUGUCCCUGGUCUGUCCUCUGUGCUAGCAACGUCUAACAUUGCUUGGUCCUACACAGCUGAACCUAACGGGAAGAGCUGUCUCGCAUAUCCAGGAGGAAGAUGUCCUAUAGUAAGCGGUAAAACGAUGGGAGGUUCGAGUUCAAUCAAUACAAUGAUAUACAUGAGAGGAAAUAAAGCAGACUACGACAGCUGGGCGGAGUUAGGCAAUAAAGGCUGGAGUUACGAAGAUGUAUUGCCGUUCUUUAAAAAGUCCGAAAACAACAAAGAUAUCGAACGCUUAGAGGAUAGGUAUCAUGGAGUCACGGGGGAGCAAAACGUAUCUAGAUUUACUUAUGUCGAUGAGCCUUCAGUGAUAAUGACGAAAGCUUUUAUUGAGAAAGGAUUUCCUUUAAGGGAUCCUAACGGACUAUAUCAAGAAAGUAUAGCGCUGACUCAAGUAACUGCGUUCUCAGGAAAAAGAGUUUCUACAAACACAGCCUUCAUACAACCAAUUAGACACAAAAGGAAAAAUUUAACAGUGAAAGUAAAUUCAGAGGCCCUGAAGAUACUCAUUGAUGAAAAUAAAAAGGUAUAUGGCUUAAUUUAUUCGUAUAAUGGGCAAAACUUUACUGCUUUCGCUAAAAAAGAGGUGAUUGUAAGCGCUGGAAGUCUUCAUUCACCAAAAUUGUUAAUGUUGUCAGGAAUUGGACCAAAGGAUCAUUUAGAACAAUUAGGAAUACCUGCGGUUCAAGAUUUAGCUGUUGGAGAAAAUCUACACGACCACGUUACGUUCAGCGGUGUAGCUGUAGCUUUAUCUGAUGAAAUAGCGACAUCAAUCAGCGAAUUCGAAAUGCUUAAUGCUCUUCGAGAAUACGAUGAAAUGGAAAUCAAACGUGGUCCAUUAUCUAGUUUUGGAGUAUCGAAUAUCAUGGCGUUUUACAAAUCUGAUCCCAAUUUAACAGCUCCAGACAUAGCUCAAUUCCGCGAAAUUUACGACUGGAAACAAUCGUUAGAUGAUCCAUUAACGGCUGGUAGAUUACCAAUAUUUCCGAAAUCAUUUUACAACGCUGUAAUACCGAGGACAGCUUAUACUUCACCUAAAAGUAGAGGUUACCUUUUAUUAAAUGUUUCUAAUCCGUACGGUCCCCCCAUAGUUUAUCCAAAUUACUUCGGAGAUGAAAGUGAUCUUAUUCCUAUAGUACAAAGUAUGCGAUAUCUGCUAUCCUUUGAAAAGACAGAAGCGUUUAGGUCUUCUGGGUCCUAUUUUGUGCGAGAACCAAUGCCAGCUUGUAAAGAUUAUGUCUGGGGUACCGACGAUUACCAUAUCUGUUUAGCUAAAUCUUAUACAACAACAACAUCUCAUUACGUAGGUACUUGCAAAAUGGGUCCGAAGUGGGAUAAAAAGGCCGUUGUGGACAACAAUUUACGGGUGUAUGGCGUUUCUGGAUUGAGAGUUAUUGACGCUUCGAUAAUGCCUGUUAUUGUGCGAGGAAAUACGAACGCACCAGCUAUUAUGAUAGGAGAAAGAGGUGCUGAUUUUAUUUUAAAGAGCUGGCAGCAUAAGUAG
Molecule: messenger RNA, 1845 nt
Organism: Melitaea cinxia (Glanville fritillary)
Lineage: Eukaryota; Metazoa; Arthropoda; Insecta; Lepidoptera; Nymphalidae
Product: glucose dehydrogenase [FAD, quinone]-like
Exons: 4
Coding region: 1-1845 (614 amino acids)
Molecular function (GO): flavin adenine dinucleotide binding; oxidoreductase activity, acting on CH-OH group of donors
Source: RefSeq, a predicted model, not a curated record